Molecule: messenger RNA, 2439 nt
Organism: Schistosoma turkestanicum
Lineage: Eukaryota; Metazoa; Platyhelminthes; Trematoda; Strigeidida; Schistosomatidae
Source: the annotation of a GenBank genome assembly
AUGGUUGGAGAUAAAAAUGGAAGUUUAGAGGAGGAAUCAGGCUCCCAUUCAACAGAUGAUGAGUUUGAAGACAUAAACACUAAAAGUGUGGGAAAAACUGUCUCAGGGUCUACAGAGUACCUGAGGAAGGUAGAAAAUUAUGAUCUACCAAACAUACGGGAGACCAUCAACCGUCUUCACGGAAAAGAAAUGUUACAAAGAACACAAGCAAUAGAAGCAGAAUUUUAUGAACGUUUAAUUGAACUUAGAAAAGAAAAUGAAGUUGAAGUAACAAAAAUUAUGAACCGUAAAAAUGCUGAAUUAAUCGCUGUACAAAAGGCUGCUGAACUGAAACAUCGUGAACUUCGUCAGGCAAUAGAUAAGCUAGAAAAUCAAUUAUCCGACACGGUCAACAAUGCUGAUCAAAUUAAACAUAACUCUGAGGAAAAAGUGAAUCAGUUACAAGUAAUGAUGAAUAAACAAUUUGAAAAUCUUUUGAAACAAUCCAACGAACAACGUGAAUUUCUUAUUCAAGAACAUGAAAAGACAUUGAAAGGCUUACAAUCCAAAAACAAAUCUACUUUAAAGGAACUGGAAAUAAAUAAAUCCCUUGUUAAAGAACUAGAAUCAAAACUGGAAUUACAACAUAAUCAAAUUAAAAGUUUAGAAGAACAAUUAACAAACGUUCUAAUUGAAAAAAAUGAAAUAGAAGACUCAUUAAAGAUUAAAGGUGAAAAGGAGAAGGAAGCAUCAAAGAAACUGAAACAACUCCAAUGUGAUAUAAAUGAACUAACAGAUAGAUAUCAAACAUUAGAGUCAAAGUAUAAUGCAUGCCUUGAAGAUCACAACCAAGAGUUAAAACAAAUUCGUUCUGAGCACGCUAAACGUAUAUGUACCAUGGAAUUAGAACAAACGAAUAAAGAACAACAGUAUAAAACUAAUAUGGAAACAAUUAAAGAUGAGUUUAGUACCAAACUGGAGGAAAGUCGUCUAUCGUGUAAACGUCAGCUAGUCACAGAAGUUAAGGAAGCCGAAACACGUGGUUAUGAAAAGUGUUUGUCAAUUAAGAAUGCUGAGAUUUCAGUUUUACAACAAGUUAUUAAAGAGACCAAGGAAUCAAAUUCAAAGGAUGAAAUUAAAUAUCAAGAAAUUAUCAGUCAAUUAAAGAGUGAGAUCACCAGAUUAAAUAAAAGAAUUAAAGAAAUCAGAGAUACGUAUGAGGACAAAGAAAAUCAUUUGUUAACUACUAUAACAAAAUUACAAGACGAACAACAAUUAGAGCAUAAUUCAACUUAUAAUUCAUUAAAUGGAACAACUCAAAACCACACACAAUUUGCAAAUGAAAUUAGUCCUAUCAUAGAUACAAUAGGUGAAAAACUACUGAACCAAAUUACACAGUGGAAGUAUCAACAAGUACAAGAGGCAGUUACAUUAGCAAAACAAGAAGAGUUAAAUCGUUUAGAAAAUUCGUUCAAAGAAAAGGAAGCUACCAUACGUAGUGAGUUAUCAUUGAAGCUUGAGAGUGUGCAAAACGAAAAAAACCAAGUUAUCGAAACAUUGACUGGUGCAUUGAAUUUGUCUAAGUCAGAUAUCAUAAAGCUUGAAGCUGAACUUAAAGAAGCUAGACGUAUAGCAUUGACAGAAGUGGAAUUAAGACGUGAACAAUUAUCAGAAAUUAGUUUAGCACGUGAAUUAGAACGUAAAGAACUAAUUGCUAGACACGAAAGUACUUUAAGUGAAGAACAGUCUAAGAAUAAAGAAGCUAUUCUAAGAUUACACCAACAACACGCAGAAGAAUUGAAAACGAUAUCUUCUCAGCGAUUGAAUGAAAGUCAAUUAAAAAUAAGUGAUCUAGACAUGAUAUUACAAAGGGCUUUACAAGAAAGAAAAAGCAUACACGAAGCAUUAUCCAAAUCAUUUCAAAGUGAAAUUGAGCAAAUGAAAACUAAACAACAGCAAGAAGUAUUGAUAUUGAAGGAAGCUAUAGCAAAAGAGCGUACUAGAGCACGCUUAGCAGAGGUUUCUCUUCAUAAACAAGAAAAGGCGUGGAAUGAUAUGAAAACUCGCUGGCAUGAAGAGUGCAUAGAAUUAGGAAACUCGCUACCGAUUGAAGCACGUACACACAUGGAGGCAACUAUUGAGGCGUUGCGUCUUCAGGUUAAUCUACUGAGAAAGAGAAUAAGCAUAAUGGAAGAGGAUCGGGAGACAACCAUCGCAUAUCCACAAACAUUCCAAUUCAGUGACCAAGAUGUAUUAUUAAUAAACGAAAACUCAGAACACAAUGAAUCACCAGUAAAAGACCAACCUGAAGCAAACCAAGACAAUUCAGAUAAAUGCAAAUCAAACGACGACUUAGUUACUUUAGGAGAUAAUUUACGAUGGAGAAUUUCAACUGUGUGUACAAAUUCACAAACUGAUCUAAACACAUAUCCUCUAAAAGCUAUUUGUUCAGGAAAUUAG